AUGUCUGUGUCAAAGGUCCCUCGCACCACGAAAGUGCCAGAGAUCAAUGAGACACUGGCCCAACUCCCGCAGCCUUCUUCGGUCCCGUUAUCUGGUGAACGAUUCAAGUUUAAAGUGAGAAUACACUCCAGGCAUAAAGCAGAGUCUCUUGACCCCGAACCUGCCUCUACCUGUGCGGAAGGGGAUCCACUUGAUUACCUCGCGACGACCGGAUCUGCCAAAUUCGAGGACAGUCAUGACAAGGGCUUCGAUGAUGACGAGUACCCUACUGUUGCAGACGACCCCCGGUUCCAGCCCACUUUAGGAAACCACACAAUUGAGCCUUUUGACGUCGGCUACCUCCGAGAUGAACUGGCGCACUAUGACGAGUUCGCGGGCAUACCCUGGCUAGAAACCAUCGACGUCGUUGCAACACCUGCUCGUCCGGUAAUAGAUAGGGACACGUGCACGAGUCGUGUCGGGUUCUGUGGAGCCAAGCUGAUCAGAAGAAAGACGUUUCGAAGUUCCUUUCACUACCAAAUGUGUAAGCCCUUUGACGAGUCAACUCUGAUGGCAUUCGACCUCUUCGACCAGUAUGGGAGACUGAAAGAAACCUAUAAGCGUCAUGAAUAUUGGAAGCGGUCCGGAGUCUGGCAACAACAACUCGAUGAGCACGACAUCUUGCUCAUUGAAGACGUGGCGGUCGACGAGCAGUAUCGACGGCAGGGAUUGGGAAAAGCAAUGGUGAGAAUACUCUUCGAGGUUGCACGACGCAAAACCAAAGGAGCGAAUUUCGUGGCCGUUCUCUGGCCUCAAUCCUGCAAGGACAGCCAUUUCCAGGAUCUGCUCAAGACUCUCUUGUGGACGUCAGGCGGCCUGUUCAGAGCGAAGGUUCUCGACCAGUGUGAUCCUGCGGCGACUCCGUGGGCACGGUCGCUCGGUUUCCGUCGGAUAGGGUUAUCGAUGUGGUUUGGCCUCCCGUGCAUAGCAGGUAACAUCGAUGCGGUCCUGCCUGUAGAACGCGACCGUGAUCCUCACGGUCUCGACCGGGUCGAAAACAUGCUGCCAGACUCUAUCCAAAGUGCCCGUUCUGACAAGCAAUUCCUGGCACUUGUUCGGCGGCAAUAUCGGCACGUGGAAUCCGACGACCUGCGAUGGCUAGCAACGGACCAGGAGAAGAAUACACUGCUGCAUCUGGCCAGCUUGCAGUUCUUUCCCAAGAGCCUAGCCUGGAUCAUGAAGCAGUCCUGCUCGGAUCACUUGCUGAGAAUGCGCAAUUCGAGCAGGUUUGAGCCUCUGGAGGCGCUACUCGAGAAACUCGAGAUUAUGCGGACGAGGGCACUGGUCGGUGCUUCGGUGGUCUACGAAGCCGACAAGUUCCGCGGCCAUACGCUCAACCAAGCAAGAUGCAUAGGCUUGUUGAAGAACGUUGAAAUCGACUCAGAGGACGAUCUCGAACGGUUUCGCUAUGGCUGUACCUGUAACAAGUGCGGUGACGGCUACAUAAGCCCCCGCAUGAAUUUUUCCUUAUAUAUGGCGGCCGCCAUGGAAUGUGAUCGCCUUGAGGACUUGCUUGAAAUGUCAGGGAGAGAGUUCUUGGAGAAGUGUGAUUGGGGAAUUUUCCACCUGCCAAGAUACAGCGUCAAGUAUCUGGAACAUUACAAGCCGAUGAGGGAGGGGUUUGUCGCCGUCUACAGGCAUGUCGCAGCCUGUCUAAUCAAUCGCAUGGAGCCGACCAAGCGCAUGAUCAGGAUGUGCAUGGACUUCAGCGACGACGAGCAACCAGAUCUGGUCUACCUGUUCUUCAGAAACAAGGCUAACAUCGCAGGGGUGAUGGGCACAGUGCUGGAGACAGCUUCAUGGUCUGAUGAGAUCCAUGGCGACGGUUCGAGCCAGGAGGCAAGGGAAGACGGAGAAGUAGAGAACAAGCCGAAUUGCCGGAACGACCACGAAUUUGUGCUCGUUGCUCGAAAAUGCCGCUAUCCAAACAUUAUCAAGUGGCUGAACGUCAAGACGGCCAAAAGGAUUGUCUUGCCAUUGGCUUGA
Molecule: messenger RNA, 2025 nt
Organism: Cladophialophora carrionii CBS 160.54
Lineage: Eukaryota; Fungi; Ascomycota; Eurotiomycetes; Chaetothyriales; Herpotrichiellaceae
Exons: 2
Coding region: 1-2025 (674 amino acids)
Molecular function (GO): acyltransferase activity, transferring groups other than amino-acyl groups
Source: RefSeq, a predicted model, not a curated record